Lottia gigantea (owl limpet) is the source of this 1020-nucleotide messenger RNA. RefSeq lists its product as hypothetical. Lineage: Eukaryota; Metazoa; Mollusca; Gastropoda; Lottiidae. The coding region runs from base 1 to 1020 and encodes 339 amino acids. The record is from RefSeq and is a predicted model, not a curated record. The transcript has a single exon.
AUGUACAAUCCAACUAUAUUGUUUCUAUUGAGGACUCUGGAUGUAUUUGCUAAAACGUACAUGUACAAUCCAACUAUAUUGUUUCUAUUGAGGACUCUGGAUGUAUUUGCUAAAACGUACAUGUACAAUCCAAUUAUAGUGUUUCUAUUGAGGACUCUGGAUGUAUUCGCUAAAACGUACAUGUACAAUCCAACUAUAUUGUUUCUAUUGAGGACUCUGGAUGUAUUUGCUAAAACGUACAUGUACAAUCCAACUAUAUUGUAUCUAUUGUGGACUCUGGAUGUAUUUGCUAAAACGUACAUGUACAAUCCAAUUAUAGUGUUUCUAUUGAGGACUCUGGAUGUAUUCGCUAAAACGUACAUGUACAAUCCAACUAUAGUGUUUCUAUUGAGGACUCUGGAUGUAUUUGCUAAAACGUACAGGUACAAUCCAACUAUAUUGUUUCUAUUGAGGACUCUGGAUAUAUUUGCUAAAACGUACAGGUACAAUCCAACUAUAUUGUUUCUAUUGAGGACUCUGGAUGUAUUUGCUAAAACGUACAGGUACAACCCAACUAUAUUGUUUCUAUUGAGGACUCUGGAUGUAUUUGCUAAAACGUACAGGUACAAUCCAACUAUAUUGUUUCUAUUGAGGACUCUGGAUGUAUUUGCUAAAACGUACAUGUACAAUCCAACUAUAUUGUAUCUAUUGUGGACUCUGGAUGUAUUUGCUAAAACGUACAUGUACAAUCCAAUUAUAGUGUUUCUAUUGAGGACUCUGGAUGUAUUUGCUAAAACGUACAUGUACAAUCCAACUAUAGUGUUUCUAUUGAGGACACUGGAUAUAUUUGCUAAAACGUACAGGUACAAUCCAACUAUAUUGUUUCUAUUGAGGACUCUGGAUGUAUUUGCUAAAACGUACAGGUACAAUCCAACUAUAUUGUUUCUAUUGAGGACUCUGGAUGUAUUUGCUAAAACGUACAUGUACAAUCCAACUAUAAUGAAUUUUUUAACGCCAAAACUAUUCGUGAGUAAUUUUUAA